Messenger RNA from Neoarthrinium moseri, 2751 nucleotides. RefSeq lists its product as uncharacterized. Bases 1 to 2751 code for a protein of 916 amino acids. Gene Ontology annotation, molecular function: fatty acid synthase activity. The record is from RefSeq and is a predicted model, not a curated record. NCBI's taxonomy places the organism in Eukaryota, Fungi, Ascomycota, Sordariomycetes, Amphisphaeriales, Apiosporaceae. Gene Ontology annotation, biological process: secondary metabolite biosynthetic process; fatty acid biosynthetic process. The transcript has 3 exons.
AUGGAUGAUGUGCGUAAUUCGGGCGGCGAGGCCAAGCCGCAGCAGCUGAUCGCCAAUUUUGACGCGGUUGCCAUCACUUCGGUCGAGGACCUCAUCUGCAUCAAGCAGCUCGAUCUUGGUCCACAUAUCAGAGUUGAGCACGAUCCCGGCGGCCGAGAGGGCGUUGCGCUGGCGUUCUAUGAGCCGAUUAUGGCCCCCUCGCUGGUUCCGAUCACUUUCCUCUGUGAAAGCAGAGCGAGAGCUGUGGCCGAGGCAGAUAACCUUCUCGGGCUGACUCUCCAUGUCUCAACCCGCAUAGCUCUGCCCUUGUUAAGAGCGGCAAUUCAAAAUCCAGCCUAUAUUCUGCUGCCAACCCUCAAGCCCUCAGCAAAGCCUUGGGUGACACUGGCCUCUUUGCUGCAGUCACUGUACCUUCAAGGCCACGAAAUACGCUGGAGAGAAGUGUACGACGGCACCUCUCCGAAGUUCCUGCGACCAUUUCCAAGCUAUCCGCUUUCUGGGUCAGAGUUUGUGAUCCCUUUUCGCGAGCGGCAGUGUUCAGAUGCCCUACUCAACAAGCAUCAGACUGAAGAGCCACAUCCCUCCUUCGAGUUUCUAACCCCCGGGUGCACAUCUGUUACAGCCGCAGGAGCAACUUUCGUAACUCACAUGAAGAAGCUGUCAAAACUCAUCAAAGCCCACGCUGUAGGCGAAGUUCCACUGUGCCCUGCCUCGGUGUACAUGGAGUUUUCCUUAGAAGCACUUGCUGUCCUCGAAGAAAUGCCUCAAGCAGUGUAUGUCAUGGAAAAUAUCGUCUUUGACAAGCCUCUCGUCUAUUCCGACGGUAGUGAAGACACUGUACGAUUGGAAAUCGCACGGAGAUCAAGCAACGAAUCUCAGAGGCCGUUCGGAUUUUCCUUCAAAUCAGAAAAAGGUCAAGUGUAUUGCACUGGAGACUUUGCAGCCCCGUCUUCUCAUAUUGUCGACGAGAUAUUCGUCCGUCGAGAAGCCUACGUCAAGAAGCAGAAACUUGCCUCUUUGGCCCAGAUAACACCAGCAUAUGCCGAACCCUUCUUGACGCUCAACCAUCUCACCAUCAGCGCGACGGGACUGGAAGGCCAUGGACGGUUCAAGCUCGCCACGUCGGCUGUGGAGGGGCGGUUCAUAUGCCCCCCUGCCUUUAUUGACACGAUGCUCCACUCAGCCGGGUUUAUUGCCAAUACCAAGAUUGAAUCUGAGGUGGCGUGCAUCUGCACCAGAGUCGAUCGUGCGAUGCUCCCUAGCUACAAUCAAGAGCUUUAUCUUAUGGAAAUGGAAGUAUACUGCAGCCUUGUGGAUAUUGGGGAUGCCAUUGUCGCAGAUGCCUAUGUCCUCGACGCUGGGCAAAAGGUGAUCUCUUGCGUGGAGGGGAUGUACUUCAAGAAGCUCCAGUUGGCGACUUUCAAAGCUCACCUCUCUCGCGUCGCUCGGAUGCCAGACGAACGACACCGCCCUUCAGUGACUGCAGCGUUAUCAUUAGUGGACGAGAUGAGAACCAGGCCCACAGUUGAGCAAGCUGCGCCUCCUAGACAGAUUCCGAAUGUCGAAGAGACAGUGCAUUCAAUCUUGCGCAAUGUCUGUGGAGCUCAUGAGGACGUCAAAGCAGGUAGCACACUGACCGAGAUGGGGGUUGACAGUCUCCUGUUUAUCGAAUUGGCACAAUGGAUUUGCAACCACUACCCUGACCUUGGUAUUCUAAGGUCGGACUUGGAGAGCUGCGCAACAAUCAGAGACCUCGUCAAUGUUGUCGCCGAGGCCGCCAAAGAGGCCUUGCCAUUGACUUCGUCAACCCCACGACUUACAAACGGGAGUACGCCAAACUCCGUGGGCAGGGUCGUCCAUACGCCCGUCGAGAACGUCCUUCCGCCUGGCUCAACAGGUGGAGGGUCUCCGAUGGAAGCCUUAAUUCUCGACAUCUGCGGCUUGUAUCUCACGGAAUCCGACAAGAAUGCGUCUCUGUCUUCGCUGGGCGUAGACUCGUUGCUCUGCUUGGAACUGUUCGCGGAGCUCCACCACAGGUUUGGGAUUAUCAUCCACGAAGGGUACGAGGUGAUCUCCGACCUAACAUUCAAUCGCCUGGAAGGCAUGCAUAGAGACAAGCUCACGAGUACUCUCUCGCGUGAAGAGGCGCGCUCGUAUUCUCGUCAUAACAGCGUCCCCGCGCAGCAGCAGCAGCCACAGCAACUACAGCAGCAGUUGAAUCCGCUCCUCGAUGAGAUGUGUAGAGGUGGGUUCCCGAUGGAGUUGCAGGUGCAAAAGGUAGGUGCGCAUAAGGCUAGCUUGUAUCUGUUCCACGACGGCAGCGGUGUCUGUAACAUGUACUGCCGCCUGUCUGACAUGAACCGCACCGUCUGUGGUAUCUUCAGCCUUGAUCUGGCGUUGAUCAAUCCCUCAAUCCAAACAAUGGAGGAUCUAGCUCGCUUGUACAUAGACCGGGCCCACCUGGCCUCGGGGUCCAACUUGAUCCUCGGAGGUUGGUCAUUUGGUGGCGUCUUAGCCUUCGAGGUCUCGCGGCAGCUGCGCCGCCUCGGUACGGCCGUCCUGGGCGUGGUGUUGGUCGACUCGCCGGUCCCUAAUGCCCACCAAGCACUCCCGCGCGAAGUGGUCGCGCACGUCGUGGGGACGGGCGUUGGCGACCGGGCGAAACUUCCCGGGACCGCGGCAACGCAAGAGGCCCUCGACCGCAUCGAGGCCCAGUUCAUCCGGCACGGGCGCAUGCUGCAGGAGUACUAG